UUUUAUGAAACAAGGCUACCAUAGCUUUGUGCUGCGCUAUGGCCAAAUCCAUGUGACUGGAGCAUGGUUGUAUAAUGCCUGAGAUCUGUGCUAGUGUGCUGGCUGUAUAAGCCCUCUAGUUGAGGGCUGAGCUGGAAGCAGAGGGAGUUCAGUUUCAUUAUGUCAUUAUUCUGCUCAGCGACAUGUUUGGCAGUGUUGCGGAGAGUUUAAGAAGACUUUCUGGUGGUUUGAGUUGUAAUUUUUGCGCUUGGAUGUUGUUGGAUGCUGGUGUUUCUUGUGAUGUUCAUGGAGGAAGGGGGGUCACUGACUGCAUUUCCACUCCUGAGACAACAACCCCAUUUAUGCUACAGUGCCAUCAACUUUGUGGCAUUGCCAUGUGGAAGGUAACUUAAUCUUCCAUCACUAACCUGUCCCAUGUCUGAGGAUAGUGAUCCAAAGCACUACCUGUACUCAACCCUGGACGGGCGUGAACGGAACCGGGAAAGGGCAGGCUUGCACGUGGAGGAAGCGCAGGGCACUCCCUGCAGCUCCAUUAGCCAGCUUCACCGCAUGGCCAGCUACAGUGAGGGUUGUGGCGGGCAAGAUGGGGUCGAACUCGAACCAGAGUUAGGAUUGGCCUCCGAGGGGAGCGACAGCAGCCAUGAGCACCCGGCCUCAAUGGGGUCCCCGCAUGAUGACAGGAAGAGACCGCGCCCACCUUUGCACGAGGAUGUGGAGAUGGGUGGCAGUGGUUCGAGCGGGAGCGGGACAGAAUCCCAUGGCAACGAGUCACAUGGCAAUGAGUCCCACGGCAACGAAUCGGUGGGCAGCUCAAACGGCAAUGGCAAGGAUUCCGCUCUCAUGGAGUCCUCGGGGAGCAACAAGAGCUCAAACUCUCAUAGCCCCUCCCCGCCAAGCAGCUCCAACGCUUUCAGUCUGGUGAGCUCCGAGCAGGACAACCCAUCAACCAGUGGCUGCAGCAGCGAACAGUCAGCCAAAGCUAAGACACAGAAGGAGCUCUUCAAGACGCUCAAGGAGCUGAAGAUGCACUUGCCAUCAGAAAAAAGGAGCAAGGGCAAGUCGAGCACUGUCAACACGCUCAAGUAUGCACUGCGCUGUAUCAAACAGGUGAAAGCCAAUGAGGAGUACUACCAGAUGCUGAUGAUUAACGACAGUCAGCCACCAGGGUUUGAUGUAACAUCUUACACCAUUGAGGAAAUCAACAGCAUCACCUCGGAAUACACCCUUAAAAACACCGAUAUAUUCGCUGUAGCAGUGUCUCUCAUCACGGGGAAGAUUGUUUACAUCUCUGACCAGGCAGCAUCCAUCUUGAACUGCAAGCGGGAAGUGUUCGACAACGCCAAGUUUGUGGAGUUCUUGACUCCUCAGGAUGUCAGCGUGUUCUACAGCUUCACCACUCCAUACCGCCUGCCCUCAUGGAGCAUGUGCACAGGAGCAGAGUCAUCUCCCACGGAGUGCAUGCAGGAGAAAUCCUUCUUUUGCCGCAUCAGUGGUGGCAAGGACCACAAAGGAGACCUCCAAUACUAUCCUUUCCGGAUGACUCCGUACCUGAUGAAGGUCCAGGACGUUGAGCUGGCUGAGGAGCAGUUCUGCUGCCUCCUGCUGGCUGAGAGGGUGCACUCUGGAUAUGAAGCUCCCAGAAUACCUCCUGACAAGCGUAUCUUCACCACAACACACACCCCUAACUGUGUGUUCCAGGAUGUGGAUGAGAGGGCUGUGCCUUUAUUGGGGUACCUCCCUCAGGACCUGAUAGGGACCCCCGUGCUGCUCAACCUACACCCGAGCGACCGACCCUUGAUGCUGGCUAUACAUCGCAAAAUUCUGCAGUACGCUGGUCAGCCGUUUGAUCAUUCUUCAAUACGUUUCUGUGCAAGAAACGGAGAGUACAUCACAAUCGACACCAGCUGGUCCAGCUUUGUCAAUCCCUGGAGCCGCAAGGUCUCCUUUGUCAUUGGCAGGCACAAAGUGCGCAUGGGUCCUGUGAACGAAGAUGUUUUCGCAGCACCGGCUUUCCAUGGAGGGAAGAUCAUAGAUUCAGACAUCCAGGAAAUCAGUGAACAGAUUCACCGGCUGCUGCUUCAACCGGUCCACAACAUGGGCUCCAGUGGUUAUGGUAGCCAUGGCAGCAAUGGAUCCCACGAGCAGCUGGUGAGCAUCAGCUCAUCCAGUGAAAGCAAUGGGAACAUUACAGCAGGGAACACAGCAGAGGACACAGGCAAGACCAAGCCCGCCAGGACUUUCCAGGAGGUCUGUAAAGGUGUCCACAUGCUCAGGAAUCAGGACCCUCAGAUCGGUCUGCAUUCCCCAUCUCCCACGCCGUCACCUUCUCUCCCCAAACAUGAGCAGAAGAAGACCUCUGAGACAUUGGCAGCUCAAAGAUAUUCAACUGUGCGUCCAAAAGACUCAGCGCCCCCUCUGCAGGCCAGAGACAGUACUGCAGCCAGCAUGGAGGACUUCACCUGCAAAGACCAGACUGUGUGCUCCUACCAGCAGAUUAGCUGCCUGGAUAGUGUCAUCAGGUAUCUGGAGAGUUGUAAUAUACCCAUCACAGUGAAAAGAAAAUACCAGUUCUCCUCAAACACCACCUCCUCCAACUCAGAUGAUGACAAGAAGGGCUCAGAGGAUGGCAUGCAAGUGCCUCAGGAUACAAAUGCAGAUCCCUUGAUGUUGGAUUCUCAGUCAGGCCUGUCAAACAUGAAAGCACUAAAGAAGCCUCCAUCUGGGGCAGCUGCUGUGGUGGGAGGCCCCCUGGCACCCCUCACUCUGCCCAGUAAGGCGGAGAGUGUGGUGUCCAUCACUUCUCAGUGCAGCUAUAGCAGCACCAUCGUACAUGUGGGGGACAAGAAGCCUCAGCCAGAGUCUGAGAUAAUUGAGGAUGUUGCAGAGAGCCCAGCACCCCCUGCGCUGCCUGUCAGUAUGGUGUCUCCACCCAGCCAAGAAAAGGAGGCCUACAAGAGGCUGGGCCUGACCAAGCAGGUGCUGGCAGCACAUACCCAGAAAGAGGAGCAGGCCUUCCUCAACCGAUGCAGAGAGCUCCGUAAUUCCAGGAGCUUCCAGAGGGACUGUUCCACAUACCUGCACAAGCACAGAGGUCCACCCAAUGUUGAAGAAUCACCUGGACCACGAGGCACUGCUAAACAAGGCACCGUUAGGCCAGAAACUACUGCCAAGAAGGGUAACCGCAACAGGAAGUCCAAGAAGCCACGGAUGAAGCAUCCCGAUUCAUCAGACAGCGCUGUGUCAAACCGUAAACCACGGCCCCCUCUCCAGGGCCUCAACCAGACCUCUUGGUCCCCAUCAGAAGCAUCGCAGUCAGCUUUUAAUGUGUCCUACCCCACCAUGGUGCCUGCAUAUCCGCUCUACCCACCAACACCUGCUGCUCCAGCUCAGGCUCCCCGACCGGACCCCUCUCUCUCUACAGGAUUUGGAGAAGGGCAGAGCACCCAAGCCCCGCCUACUGCCACUCAGUUUCCUGCACCCAUUGUUACACCUGUGGUAGCUCUGGUGCUACCCAAUUACAUCUUCCCCCAAAUAGGACAAAUAGGAGCUGCUCCGAGACCACCAUUUUUCCCUGAGCAGGCCCAGCCGCAGCCUGCAUUCGCUACCCAGCAGCCCUUUCAGCCCCCUCAGCCAGCCUACACCAUACAGACGCAACCCCCCUUCACCAGCCAACAGCCAUUUCCUGUGCAGACUGCCUUCACCCCCCAGCAGCCAUUCCAAGCUGCCCAGACCCCUUAUACUACCCAGCAGCCUUUCCAGGCUGCUCAGGCCGCAUUCUCUACUCAGCAGCCGUUCACCGCCCAGCCGUCUUUCCCAAUGCAGGCCCAGUUUGUGGCUCAAGCCCCCUUUCCACCUCAACCUUUCCCCUACAGUCUCUCCAGCGAGCCUCCCAAAACCCCUGCAGCGGAGCCUCGAGAGGGUGCGGCGUCACGAUCUUCCACCCCUGCUUCUGGGGCGAGAGAGCCUGCCACAUCACCGCCGCUGUUUGAGUCCCGCUGCAGCUCGCCCCUGCAGCUCAAUCUGCUGAGCAUGGAGGAGGGGCAGCGCUCAGUGGAGCGUCAGGACACUACAGUAGCCUCUGCUGGAGGACAGGGCGGCAGUGCGGCAACAGCGUCUGUAGGAGUGGGAACAACAGGGGAUAAGAACGGAGGCGCCUCCAAGUCUGAUAGCCAACAGCAGGUGGAGUCUCCAGGAGACGGGGCUCACAGUGACGGGAACUCAUCGUCCUGCGACCUGCUGGACAUCUUGCUGCAGGAGCAGGAAGACUCUCACUCUGGUACCGGAUCAGCCACGUCUGGAUCCAUGGGCUCAGGGUCGGGCUCUGGACUGGGCUCGGGAUUAGGCUCAGGCUGCAUUGGCUGUGGUACCUCAGCUAGCGGCGGUUCUGGCAGCAGAACAGGGAGCAGCAACACCAGCAAAUACUUUGGCAGUGUCGACUCUAUUGAGCACGACCCCAAGUCUAAAAACAAGAUGAGGGGAGAGGGCGGGUCUGAAGGCGGCAAGCCGCAGGACAAAGUCUCAUCUCGAGGGGAGGGAGAGCAUUUCAUCAAGUAUGUCCUACAGGAGCCCCUCUGGCUGCUGAUGGCCAACGUUGACGACAAGGUCAUGAUGACAUAUCAAAUGCCAUCCAGAGAUAUUCAAAGGGUUUUGAGGGAAGACAAGGAGAGGCUGAGGCAGAUGCAGAAGAGCCAGCCUCACUUCACAUCAGACCAGCGACGAGAGCUAGUGGAGGAACACCCCUGGAUGAGGAGGGGAGGCCUGCCUGCUGCCAUCAACGUUAAGGAGUGUGUGUACUGCGAGGAUGCGGCAGCGGCACCCAUCGAGGAGGACCUGCCUGACAUAGACAUGAGCGAGCUGGGCGAGGAGCUGAGCAGAGAGAGUCAGAACACCCAGAGCCAGUCCGAGGAGCCUCAGCCUCAGCCUCAAAUGGAAUCAGGCUCCUAAACAGCCAGCAGAGGGCAUGUGCAUAAAUAGACACUAUGGAUGUGACAAACAGCUGUGUGCCUGACCAUCCUGAAGAACACAUACAUGCACACUACAAGCAGAACUCUGUGUUGUGAGUGUGAUGGUUAGGAGGGUGUACACUGCUUGUGUGUGGGUGUAGGACUGCUACUGUGGUCCAGUUCCUAAUGCACCCCAACAGGGGGCAGUAGUGCUGUAUGGGGGUUUUGUGUGAAAGACCCCCAUACAGCAAGUCACUUUUUCCAUCUGUCACACACACAUUCUUUGAAAAGGCCUGUCUCUAUUUUUUUAUUUAUUUCUCUUUUAAAGGCAGAGCGCAUUAUAAAUCUAAAGCUAAUGACUGAGAGAUACUACUUUUAAAUAUGUAAGAUUUUUAAAUGUUUUUUUUAAUUUUUUUUUAUUCUAAGUGUCAAGCUGUCAGAAGCAGCCAGGGUUUGCCGUUAGAAGUUUCUCCUGCCCAAUUUUGUUUGUUUAUUCCUGACUCACCACAUGAUCCCAUUUAAUAACAAAAACGGAAAACGACAAAAAAAACAAACUUCACAGCCCAGGAUCCACGUCAUUUUCUUGUUAGGAAUAGCUGAAUAGUAGAAUAGUGGGGAUUCUCAUUGGAUGAUGAAGGUCAGUGGGUGGGGAUUGGCACUUUUUGUAUUGAAUGACUUUUUAUGUCACUGCUUGUCCUGGACCUGAGUACUCAAAGUAUGCAGGCGCAGCAGUGUUAGCACCAGACAACAGCCAGCAGAGCGACAUGCGGAGGCUGGCCGGAACUUUCCUCAACUCUGACAAUCUUAUACCUAAUGAUAAAAGCUAUCCGUUUAUGGGUGUUAUUUAUUAUCUAGCAAACAAUCUGCCCAGAAUAUUUUUAAGCCAAAUCUGUUCAGCUGAAAGACUAAUGUAUUGCAUUUCUAAAAGCUUGGAAACGCUACAGGAAUUUUAAAGUCGCUUAAGCAGCAGAGCUAGCCUCUCCUUUUUUCACAGCACAGUCUGUAAGUGUUGCAGGCCUCUGCAGACCUUACAAAGCAGCUCAGGUGCUAUGACAAAAAGUGGGCAUCAUCAAAGAUCAAGAAGCUGCCAAAAUAUUUUUGUAAAACGAAGCAAAUGACAGAGAAGCGAUGCACUAAGAGCGAGGACUUGUAGAAACUUCAACUCCGAAGCAAGCUCAGUUUCUUCUUCUUUUUUUGUUUCUUUUUAAAGAGAAACUUGCAGCCAUACAUUUUCUAGAAAGAUGAGUAAUGUCUUUUCUGUCAGUGUGGUGCAGCUCCACUACAUAAUUUCACUUUUAGAACAAAUAACUACAUUUUUAGGGAUUUUUGUUUUUAAUGCAACCCUUUUUCCUUCUUUUCUGGAUCUAUUUUUGCAUCAAAAAUUAGAACCCAAUGCCUCAUUUUUCUUCUUCUUUUUU
This is a messenger RNA of Pelmatolapia mariae (spotted tilapia), 6361 nucleotides long. Its product is annotated as period circadian protein homolog 2-like. The record is from RefSeq and is a predicted model, not a curated record. Gene Ontology annotation, biological process: entrainment of circadian clock by photoperiod; negative regulation of transcription by RNA polymerase II; circadian regulation of gene expression. Gene Ontology annotation, cellular component: nucleus; cytoplasm. Lineage: Eukaryota; Metazoa; Chordata; Actinopteri; Cichliformes; Cichlidae. Gene Ontology annotation, molecular function: transcription corepressor binding; transcription cis-regulatory region binding. The coding region runs from base 415 to 4944 and encodes 1509 amino acids. The transcript is spliced from 22 exons.